AAAAGAUUAAAAAAUAUAAUUGGGCGUUCUGUCUCUUGGGAGGUUCUUCUUCAACCUUGCUUCUCCAAUCUCCGAACACACCAAGAAAAAGAUGAAAUUUUGAUUGUUGGGAUUUGAAAUCUGACAAAAUGGGUAUGGCUUCUGCGUCAAGUGACGACAUCCCUUUGUUACUCACCCAAUCCCAAUCUCUUGUAAGAACAGGAACGGUGUGGAGCGCAGUGGCACACAUAGUGACAGGGGUGAUAGGAUCGGGAGUGUUGUCUCUUCCAUGGAGCAUUGCACAGCUUGGAUGGCUUGCAGGCCCUUUCUCCGUUCUCCUCAUUGCUUCAACCACUCUCUUCUCUUCGUUCCUUCUAUGCAACACUUAUCGUCAUCCCAAUCCAGAAUAUGGUCCUCACAGGAGUGCCUCUUACCUUGAUGUUGUUCAAUUGCAUAUGGGAGUGGGGAAUGGACGACUCAGUGGCCUUCUUGUUAAUAUAAGUUUGUAUGGUUUUGGAAUUGCCUUUGUCAUUACUACAGCUAUUAGCUUGAGAGCUAUCCAAAAUUCAAUAUGCUUCCACCAAAAAGGGGAUGAAGCAGCAUGUGAAAUUGUGGAUGCUUAUUAUAUGUUGCUUUUUGGGGCUAUUCAAAUUGUUCUCUCACAGAUACCCAACUUCCAUAACAUCAAAUGGUUGUCAGUUGUUGCUGCAAUUAUGUCUUUUACUUAUUCUUUCAUAGGAAUGGGGCUUUCCAUUGCAAAAACCAUAGAAAAUGGACAUGUGGAGGGCAGCAUUGAGGGAAUCAGUACCUCUAGUGGAACUGAAAAGCUAUGGCUUGUUUCUCAAGCACUUGGUGACAUAUCAUUUUCGUAUCCAUUCUCAACAAUUCUUAUGGAAAUACAGGAUACUUUGAAAUCGCCUCCACCAGAAAACCAAACCAUGAAGAAGGCCUCGGUAAUAUCAGUCGCUGUCACAACAUUCGUGUACCUCGCUUGUGGAGGUGCUGGAUAUGCUGCCUUUGGUGAUAAAACACCAGGAAACCUUUUAACAGGGUUUGGAUCCUCCAAAUCUUACUGGCUUGUAAACUUUGCUAACGCUUGCAUAGUGAUUCAUCUAGUUGGUUCAUAUCAGGUGUAUAGUCAGCCACUUUUUGCCACUGUUGAGAAUUGGUUCCGUUUUAAAUUCCCAGACAGUGAAUUUGUGAAUCACACAUAUAUGUGGAAACUCCCGUUGCUGCCAGCUUUUGAACUAAACGUUCUCAGCCUGUCUUUCCGAACUGCUUAUGUUGUAUCAACAACUGUGAUUGCAAUGAUCUUUCCAUACUUCAAUCAGAUUUUGGGAGUUUUGGGUAGCCUUAUUUUUUGGCCGUUAACUAUACAUUUUCCAGUGGAAAUAUACUUGAAUCAGUCAAGUACUGUAGCUUGGACGACUAAGUGGGUCCUGCUUCGGACUUUCAGCAUUUUUGGUUUUGUGUUUGGACUGUUCACUCUCACUGGAUGCAUUAAAGGAAUAGUAACUGAAAAAAUAGGCUGAGAAGCUUUAAUAUCUUUUCGGACUCCAGGUAUUGGAGCCAAGGAAUUAGAUUCAAAUAGCAUUCUAUUUAUUUCCUUUGAAAACCCACAUUAAACAUUCAGAUUCUCUCUUUUACAUUAGGAGGAUUUUGAUGUAGAAAAGCAUAAGAUUUUGCGGGGAACACUGAUGAAUGUAAGGAUUUGCUAUUCAGGUAUUCCAAGAAUAUAGCUGUGCGACGUGAUUCCGCUGCACAAGCUUUAUGCCAUACCUGACGUGCUUCAUCGCAUGAUUUUUUGAGAAACUAGUCAAUUUCGUGUAUUUUGAGAGGUAAUUCUUAAGAUGUAAAUUGUUGCCAUGGAAGCAGUGUUGUGCAUCGCAGGUUUUAAGUUGGAACUACACCCUCACGUUUGGUUUGGCACCCCGCUAGACCUCAGGAAGGUGCCUUCAAGUGGAAUAGGUGAACUCAACACUCCUAUUUCCUCAACCACUAUGUUAAACAAAUAAAUUGAAAGUGGACUAUUCUAUUCC
This is a messenger RNA of Abrus precatorius (Indian licorice), 2018 nucleotides long. RefSeq names its product probable amino acid permease 7. The transcript has 7 exons. The record is from RefSeq and is a predicted model, not a curated record. NCBI's taxonomy places the organism in Eukaryota, Viridiplantae, Streptophyta, Magnoliopsida, Fabales, Fabaceae. The coding region runs from base 129 to 1511 and encodes 460 amino acids. Gene Ontology annotation, cellular component: plasma membrane.